This is a messenger RNA of Coccidioides posadasii C735 delta SOWgp, 1654 nucleotides long. The record is from RefSeq and is a predicted model, not a curated record. Lineage: Eukaryota; Fungi; Ascomycota; Eurotiomycetes; Onygenales; Onygenaceae.
UCUUUCACCAAGAAGACAUAAAGAUCCACUGGAAGUGGGUUGAGGCCGUGGAAAACACUCCGCACUGACGAUUUAGGAAUAGCGAGCCCGCGAAACGAGGACUGGAAAGCGGGUGCUCUGCAAACACACUCGGCGUUCAUAAAGAGAUUACAGAGUAACUCGCGGGUAGUGAAACUCGAUAUUAAUCACAACAGCAUUUCAACGGAGUUGAACACUAGAAUCAUCCAUCCUCGUUCUCAUGAAAGAUGUCAUCACAUAUACCUUCUGACUUUCGCCCCUGCGUGCGGCUCCCUGAACCAUACAACGGCACCUACGAACUUCACGAGACCACGCCCGCAAGCUCGACCGUGCCAACAUUCAACCUUCGGCUAUCAUCAGAUUCAGACCAGAAUCAUCUUCCACCCGAAACUCUUCAUCAUGACACUCUCCAAUUCACCGAGUUUUCAAGAGUCGAUGCAGACUCAGUUCCGCUGGAGAAUAAUUCCCCCUGGGCUCGAGCUAAGCGAAGCCCAUCCGCGGUGAUUCAAUGGGAGGGCUCAGUCGCCCCUACAAUCGGCAAUAUCUGGCUUGUCAUGUAUAUGGCUAUUACAUGCUGCCCUGAUCUCGAAGUCUUCAGAUUGAAGUUCUCAGGGGAACAGGCUUUGGAACUAGUCCAGCAGCUUAAGUCGGUCGGCCUGGCCAUCGAACAUCCUCCCCCGUCCGCUCCUCCAGGCAAACCAAUCCCGGUUUCCCACGACCACAAGGACUUCGUCGUGAUCUCUAGGAGUGCAUUCUGGCAAGGAGCCGGCUCUCCGUUUGGAGCAAGACCAUUUUGGGUGGUAGGGUCUGGGAACGGCAGCCUCGCCGGCUCUUCGUACCCUAUCCGUCCUUUGGAUUAUACUAUGACAACUAAGUUCCCUGAUGCGCGAGUUUACGCACGUCACCCCAUCAGACCAGCCAAGCCGAUCCCUGGGUCAACAAUAUACGCUCGUUACAUCCCUCAUUUAAGGGAGACCUUUUCAAUGGUUGCGCUCGACUGGCAAAAUGAAGAACACGUCAAUUAUUUCCACGUUUGGCAAAAUGAUCCGCGCGUUGCACAAAGCUGGAACGAGACGGGAACUCUAGAGCAGCAUCGAGAGUAUCUUCGGAAAAUGCAUGAAGACGAGCACCAGUUUGCUGUUCUUGGAAAAUUUGAUGAUAAUUAUUUUGCUUAUUUCGAAAUUUAUUGGGCAAAGGAGGAUCACGUUGGAGCGUAUUAUGAUGCGGGAGAUUAUGACAGAGGUCGCCAUUUUCUGGUUGGAGACUCGAGGUUCCGUGGCCCACACCGGGUCAAGGCCUGGCACACGAGCUUGACGCACUAUAUGUUUCUUGAUGAACCCCGAACCACCUUGGUAGUCGGUGAACCCAGAGCCACAGGGACUAAAGUCCUCGGAUACGAUCAAGCAAACGGCUACUACAUUGCCAAAUGGAUCGACCUGCCUCAUAAACGUGCUGCAUUGAUCAAAUGCACCCGCGAGCGGUUUUUCCAGCUCUGUCCAUUUCACUACGAAAACUUUAGUUAGUCUAAGUGGAGAUUGACUUUAUGAUUCCAUGCCCAUCUAUGAAAUUUUUGGGCUACGUUCAAAGUAUGCUUAAUAUUUUAGUCAAUUCAAUUCCACACCCCCAGUUGUUUCCG